CAAUGAAGCAGGUCUCAGAAGUGACUCUGCACUGGCACAUUGCAGGUCCAGAACAUAUGACUUCUCCGUUUUGCCAUUUGGAAAACAGAAGGAAACAGUGACAGUCCGUUCAGAGAUCAGUGAAGUAUGAAUAUGAAGUGCCCAGGUUGUGGUCAUAUCAUAUUAGAGGAGACAGCCAAGUUCUGCAGUGAGUGUGGUCGAAAGCUGUCUGGCCCACCAGCAAACAAACAAGAUACAGGUGAUCAGCCCAGAUCCUUGAUAGCAGACUCUGAUGUUACAGCUGAGAAAUCCGCCCCACAGGAAACAACCUCACCUGUGGAAAGCAAAGAACAAAAUAAAUCCCCCAAACGACCAAGUGAUGAGACCCCCAGCAACGUAAAGAAAAAGAAAAAAAAGAGGAAGAAAAACAAAAAAAAGAAAGAUGGCCAAGAUCAAAGCCACUCUGACAUGUCCCAUGUCUCUGUGGGAGAAAACCAGCGAGGGAAGACGAAGGGCGAAGGAGAUUCAUCAGAAAGCGAGAGCUCAGACAAUGCAAUGGAUGAAACACCAGACCCACUCCAGGAUGGGGCCCCCUCACAAGGGAGUCCGUCCAGCUCCUUGACUCCUAAAGCUCCUGCUGCCCCUCCUGAAGACAAACCAGCCAGUCAGAGUGAAAUGUCUGAAGACAAACCAGUCAGUCAGAGGAAAACGUCUGCUGACAAAGAAGCUAAAGACAAACCAGCCAGUCAGAGUGAAAUGUCUGAAGACAAACCAGUCAGUCAGAGGAAAAUGUCUGCUGACAAAGAAGCUAAAGACAAACCAGUCAGUGAGAGUGAAACGUCCGCUGACAAAAAAGAUGCAGCAGCAGCAACGCAGUCUGAGGACGCAAAAUCAGCUCAGGAUCAGACUCUCAGCACAGACACUCCAACCCAACGACCUCCCUUAAGGGAUGGCAAGGCCGCGACCUCUCAACCAGGUGCAGGCAAAGGAACAAAGACCGCCAACUCGAAAGAGCAAAAGACUGACGGAAAAAACUCUAAGAACAAGAAAGACACUGCAGCCACUAAACCCACGCUGGACCAGAAUGCCAACGCAAAGACGAGCCCAAAACCGAGCGAACAAAGCAAACAGAAGGGAAAUAGUCUGCAGGAGCAGAAGAAACAGAAGCCGGCUGCAGCCGCUACACAAAAGAUGGUUUUUGGCCCUCAGACUCCAUCAAAGUCUGACAGUGCGGGCUCAAGUGUGGACCCAGAGGACACAGACAAAGUUGUUCAGCAGACUGGGAGCAGGAAGACCUUGGCACAAUCCUCAGAUGCAGCCCAAGAAAGCAAAGAUGGCAGUAAGGAUAGCACAGAAUCCAGCACUCGAGCUGAGCCGCCGCCCAAAAGGAUAACCAGGAGCAAUACCAUUGCUGCAUCCGACAGGCUCACCAUCUACUUCCACGCAGUUCUCUCCAAGGAUUUCAAAUUUGAUCCGGAUGAAGAUCGUGUCUUUAUCCGAGCUGGGUGCGGCAUUGGGACAUGGAAUGAAAAUGCAGUUGAGCUGUUUGUAGCCAGGGACCUUGGAGAACAUGGGUUUCUGGUCCAAGGCAGUCUGACAACAAAAAAAAAGGACGUAGAGUCUGAGUCCAUACCGUACAAAUAUGUUGUCUACAAACAUAAAAAGGUCAAAUAUGAAUAUGAGUUCAUAUACAAACUGGAUUCUACACAGCAAACUGUCAACAGAUGCUUGUUUGUGAAACCCCACAUACUCACUGAGAAAGGAGACUGGCAUCAAUAUGACGACAUUGUCUGCGUCGAGCCUCCAACAAACGUGCUCAAACGUUUAAAAGAGACCAUUAAAGAUACUCUCUGGCCUGAUCAAAAGAGAGAUCUGAUUAAGGGAAGGACUAUUGCUGGGUAUGUAAUGCUAGAGACCAUAUUUGAUCUUCUCAGGAGCUGGGAUGUGGCCAAUCUGAAAGGUUUCCUGGUCCAGCUGAAUCAGUUCUUUCAUGUGUAUGGGGAGCCUUUUGUGUACGAAGACAGACAAAAGAAAUGGAACUCCUUAGGCUAUGGAAAAGAUGAUGUGAAGAGAAUGCUGAAGGACUUCAUGCUGGAAAACGUGAUUCCUCAGGCGUCCAAGGAUGGAGAUAAGAAGAUGCUCUAUAUUCAGAAUCACAUGAGGGCAGCUGUGAUCAUGCUCUGUGUGUGUAAACAAUAUUUUAUCGGACUGACUUUGGCUGAGCUUAAUCCGCUCUGCACUGCACUUUGCCUGCCCAAACUGAACAAAGACGAUUUCCUGCAGUAUUGGUCAGAUUUCUCUCAGGAUGUCCCCAUUCUCAAAAAUCUGACAGAACACUUGGUGUCACUGAUAAGUGCUGUAAGAACAGCAGGAAUGCCUCGAUGGAUUCUGGUCCUACCGCUCCUCCACCUCCUCAGAGGCAACACAAAGCCCUUUGAGGUACCAACUUCUGGAAACAUGAAGUAUGGCUUACACUGGGCAGGCUUACAAGGCCUUGACAUGGGUACCUCAACCUACAUGGGCAGUCAAGACAGGAAGGCGCUGAUUAAUUUGAUGAAGAGCCACAGUCACCUGAUGGAGGUGGAUGUACUUUUAGUGCGAUCCUGUCUGUACUUGAUGCCUUUUGAUGGCCUGGAGGAAUGUCUCACACACAUUAACACUGAGCUUCUGGAUGUGCUUCACAUCUUCACCAACAAAUCUCCUCAGGAGAUUUCUUACAGUAACUUCCAGACAGUAUCGGACAUUCUCUCACAUAUACAAGAACACCUCAUUCAAGAAAAAUACAGUUGUUUUACUGUGGCCUAUAGGAGAAUGUGCCUUGAAAUAGCGGUGAAACUGUUGGAGAAGCUCUGCAGAGGAGUCAGAUUGACAAACUACAUCCAGAGUUGGAAUAAUAUUCCAGUGGCUUGUAUGCACCUGGUUGCAUCAGUGUCAGACUUUGUUCACUCUAAUAUUCAACAGGAGACAGAAGACGCGCAGAAAGAGCAGAAAUAUGCAAAGGACUUGGUGAUCUCUCAGGCCAUGGAGACUUUGAGAAACUGGAUGAAUUUGUCCUUCAGGUACCCUUUGCUCAACAGGGGCAUGACAUCCCUGUACCAGAUUGAGGCCACGGUGGAGAUUGAAAUAUGGAACAACAUCAUCUCCAUCAGCUUCAAAGAUGAGGAGUGCACAAGAGAAUGGAGACACACAUUCACAAAGGAUUUCGAGGGCAAGUACAAAAAGACCAAGUCGGAGGGGAGACUGUUGGAGAGACUCCAGAUAAACUGGAAGUUUGGGAAACUCAUCUCCACAAUUAUUGAGAAAUCGUGGCCAAAGGACCGUCAAGGAAAUUAUCGGGAAGAUGAAGAAGUGGUCCUUCAGCACCUCCUCUCCUGGACGGCUGCCAAAAACAUUUUCCAACUAUACGGUGCAGAUAAAGACCUGAUUGAUAAGCUCUCUGAAGAUGCCAGGGGCAAAAUUGCUAUUGCGAUGUCAUCAUUCAUAGCCAUGAACAAUAAACUGGUCAAUGGAGACGUUAAGAUCGGCCUGCUCAAUAUCAUUCUUGAGAAGAGCAAGGCCUUCUUGGAGCUGUUGAAGAUCGACUGCCUGUUGGAGAAAGAACAAUACAAGGAUCAUGCCAAAAUGAGGAGGCUUUUGCAGUGCAGACAGGACGAAGUGAAUGCCGUGUACCAUGAGAAGGAGCUUCUGGACACCCUCCUAACAAUGAGCCACAAACUGGAGGAACACAUGACAACUGAUGUUGCCGACAUGGAAAAUAAGCAGAAGGUCAACAUUGAGAUCAUGCCCCUGAGCCAUUUCAUGGAGGUCCAUCAACUUGACCAAAUGCCCUCUCCAGUGGCCGGUGUCGUCACCUACUUCAGUCUGGAUGAAGACAUCAGAGACAUGGCCGAGGUCCUGCACACCUUCCAAGAAAGUUAUAUAUUCAAAGUGUGCUGGGAGAAACAAGCCACGCUCCGUGCUUCUGAGGAGAUGGAAGACGACAAUCCUGCUGAACACAUCUACACUUGUCUGAAGAAUGGCAGUAUAAGGCUUGGGGAGGUGAACCAGCUCUUCAGUGCUUACAAGGGCAACUACGAGGAGCUUGCAAAGGACCUGGACAUCAUGUGCAGAGUCGAUAAAUCCACGGACAAACAGUGGAUCCACAGCAGGGUUCAACAGAUUGAGCAGUAUCACGAGCUUCAUCUAGCUGUGGUUUCUGCUGAAAUUAUCAUGAAGGUUAAAGAGACGCUUCAUCUUCAAGGAAACUUCAGGGUUCUGGAAACACUCACUGAAGCUAGUCGUGCAGACUUUCAGAACGAGCAGCUCAAUCGCAUUGACAAUGACUUGAUGCAGGCAAAGAAAGCUCUGGUGGACAUCACUGAGCCUCGCAGACUGUGCCUGCAGGAGCUGGGGCUCAGAGGACACUUUGUGAAUUGGGUGAAAGAUGCACUUGAAGAUAUCAAUGAGUUGAAGGUCUUUGUUGACUUGGCCUCCAUCUCUGCGGGAGAGAAUGACAUGGACGUGGACCGUGUUGCUUGCUUUCAUGAUGCUAUCCUUGGCUACUCUUCAAUGCUGUACGAGCUCAAACCAGACUCUGAUUUCCAAGUCUUCAAAGAGGUGCUCCAUAAGCUCUGGAGAGCUUUGGAGAAUGACUGCAACCUACCAAAAAAACUACGGGACAGUGCUCGUCAUUUGGAAUGGCUGAAGACUGUUAAGGACAGCCACGGGUCAGUGGAGCUGUCAUCUUUAUCCCUAGCAUCAACCAUCAACACCAAGGGAAUCUACCUGAUAAGUGCACAAAAUGUAAAAAAGUUGAGUCUUGACACGGCCCUGAAGCUGCAGAUUAUAGAGGAGCACGACGAGGGUCAGCAGACGCGCUGCUAUUCUCUAGAGGACCUUCGAGAGCUGCAGAACAAACUCAUGCUCAUGUCUGGAAAAGGGGACCAAGGGCAGAAUGAAGUGGAUCACUUUGCAGAGGUUUUUGCAAGUGUUCAAAGGCUAGCUGAGGCAUUCAUCGCCCUCUACACUGGGAAUCCUCUGUUCAGACACUGGGAAGCACAAAUCAACUGCUCUCUUUGCAACACUCAACCCAGUAUUAAGAUGGACUUCAACCUUGGCAGUGUUGUCAGUGUUGUAACUGUGGAGGGCAGCAUCGAGGAGGAGCUUCCUGAAUUUUGCAGGAAAAUGGAGAAAUGCCUGGAAUAUUGGAGGGACUUUGUGGACAAACAGAGAUCCAAGCAUUACUAUCUGAACUAUUACACAGCUGAGCAGAUUGUUUGCCUCUGCAGCAAGCUGAGUCAACGAAAUGUAAACAAUGUUGAGGACCAGGUUCUCAUGAUGCUCUCCUUUGUCAAGCCAAAUUGCACAGCCUCAGACUUGAGGGAGGUCUGGCAUGCACUCCAGUAUACAAUACUCACCAAACCAGAAGAGCAAAAUGAAGACAUUGAGUUCCAGACUUUUGUUGUGGUGCCACAACCCGAGUUGGUAGGUCCAGACUUCACCGGCAAAUUUGAUCUUUUGCCAAGUCUUGUAGAACAAGCAAAUGGUUCCCAAAAGUUUGAUCUCAUAUGGAAUGGAUACAUGAAAGACAUGAAGAACUUUCUCCCACAAAUCCUUGACAUCAAUAAUCUGGGGAGACUGUUGGAAAUAUUAGCCAACAAAGUCGAUGAAAGUGAAGAAGAAAACCGAAAAGAAGACAUUUCAGAUUUUUACACUGCAGGUCUUAUAAUGAGGCAGCUACCUAAAGGUCUAACCACAGGGAAUCCAAACCUCAUUGUUUGUCCACAUGAUGAUGUCUUGACGUCUUGUAUCUCCAUCUACAUGAGCAGUAAAGCUGAAGCACUUCCAACCUACGACGAGGUCCUCCUGUGUGACUCCUCAACACCUUAUGAACAGGUGGAGCUCUUCCUCAGACGCUGUCUCAACACAGGCUACAGGGGACAGAAGAUAUACACUCUACUGUAUGGAGAUCUCCUCACUUAUGAUGUGAGCUCGAAAGUUGAGAACUUUUUUCAGCGUACGAAAAUGCAGAGCCUAAGGGACUACAGGCUUGUUAUAAUCUGCAGCUCAGAAAGAGAACAUGCCUACCUUCCUUCUGCCUUCAGCCAGUACAGAUUGCACAUGGUUCCCCAGGAACCACUGGCCAGAAUCCAGAGGUACCUCCAUGAUCACUUUGUCGUCCCAGCAGAUCAGUGCAGUGCUGCAGCUACUUUCAAAGACAGACUGCGUGUUGGUGUUGUCUCAUCCAAAAGGGCUGGUGUUGGUAAAUCUCUCUACAUCAAGAAGUUGUAUGAAAAGCUGAACCACUCAACAAAAAAAUCGUCCAUGAUGAAAUGCAUUCGCUUGAUUGAACCUUGUGUUGACGAGAAUGUCAUCCUUCAGUCUCUGUUGAACACCUCCAAGAGGAAGGAACUCAUCGUGUUUCAUUUCGAUGUCACAUCAUCGGUGCAGAAAGGUCUCCAUGAGUUUCUUUUCAAGUUGCUGAUUCUGCGCUAUUUGAUGGACUCUGAGGGAAAGAUGUGGAAGUGCAGUGACAAGCAGCUGUAUCUCAUAGAGAUCUUAGAGCGAAACGGAAAUGUGUCACAACAGGCUCAAACUACAAACAGCACGUUCACAGAUGUGUUUCCAAAUAUUUUCUGCCGACCACCCAAAGAGGUUCUAAUGCUGGAGGUGAAAGGGCGAGAAGAACCCACCAUUCCAACCAUGGAUGACCCACUGAUGGAUGAUGACGAAUUCCGUAGCGCAGCCUUUCAGCGGCCAUAUCAGUAUCUCACAAGGUUUCAUAACCACAGUGAUCUUGAUGUGUUCACAUAUCAGGGUGUUGAAGGGUCACAUGUGGAGUGUCUCCAGAUGCUUCUCAUGUUCUGUGGAAUGAUGGAUCCAUCCUGGGCAGAAUUGAGAAAUUUUGCAUGGUUCCUUAAUCUUCAGCUGCAAGAUUGUGAGACAUCUGUUUUUUGUGAUGCCACUUUCACUGGAGACACACUAAGUGGAUUCAAGACCUUUGUGGUGGACUUUAUGAUUCUGAUGGCAAAGGACUUUGCCACUCCAUCACUCAGCAUCUCUGACCAGAGCCCUGGCAGGCUGCAGACGGAUGACCUAAAUGGUGUUCGAGAUGAAGACUUGGCUCCUUUUCUGAUCAGAAAAAGAUGGGAAACAGAACCACACCCAUACAUCUUUUUUAAUGAUGACCACGUGUCCAUGACCUUCAUUGGUUUCCAUCUUCGGCCCAAUGAACAGAACUUUGUUGAUGCAAUUGAACCCACUUCUGGACAAGUGAUAAAAAAGAAUGUCAUGACAAGGGCAUUGUAUGAAGGCUUACAGCUGCAAAGGGUCCCGUUCAACAUCAACUUCGAUAGCCUCCCCAGAGGAGAGAAAAUAGAGCGGCUAUGCAAUGUCCUUGGGAUCCAGUGGCCUCUUGACCCAGAUGAAACAUACGAGUUAACAACUGAUAACAUACUGAAGAUGCUGGCCAUCCACAUGCGAUUCAGGUGUGGCAUUCCAGUCAUUAUCAUGGGAGAGACAGGCUGUGGAAAGACGAGGCUCAUUAAAUUCCUUUGUGAGUUGCGGAGGAGUGGAGUGGCCACAGAGAACUUGAAGCUGGUCAAGGUGCACGGAGGCACAACCUCAGAGAUGAUUUACACCAAAGUCAGAGAAGCUGAAGAUAUUGCUUCUGUUAACAAGCAAGACUAUGGAUUUGACUCUGUUCUCUUCUUCGAUGAGGCCAACACUACAGAGUCCAUCAGCAGUAUCAAGGAGGUCCUCUGCGACAAGACAGUCAAGGGGGAAAGUUUGACACAGGACAGUGGGCUGCAGAUCAUUGCAGCAUGCAACCCUUAUCGAAAACACACAGAUGACAUGAUCAAGAGGUUAGAAUCUGCUGGUCUUGGGUACAGAGUUCGAGCUGAAGAAACAGAUGAAAAGCUUGGGUCUAUCCCUCUUCGCCAGUUAGUGUAUAGAGUUCAAGCAUUGCCACCAAGCAUGAUCCCUCUGGUGUGGGACUUUGGACAGUUAAAUGAUCACACAGAGAAAAUAUACAUCCAGCAGAUUGUGCAAAGGGUGAGAAACAACGCAAUCAAUCAAACAAACCUCGAGUGGAUCACCGAUGUCCUUUCAGCUUCCCAGAAGUAUAUGAGAACAAGAAAGGAUGAAUGCAGCUUUGUCAGCCUGAGAGAUGUUGAACGCUGCAUGCUGUCUUUUGUGUGGUUCUAUGACAACCACCUCAUGCUGUUUGGAGAACUUGAAAAAUAUGAGAGCAAUCAAAAUGCUGAGAACAAUGAUAGGAAUCAGAGACAGCUUGAGGUCAGAGAUCCAGUGCUCUGGUCUCUAGUUAUGGCCAUAGGAGUGUGCUACCAUGCCUGCCUGGAAAAAAAGGAUAAAUACAGAGAGAAAGUCAGCAAAUGUCUUCCAGAAAGAUACAGCCCAGCAAAGGUAAUGCAGGAGAUCUCACUCAUGCAGGAUGUACUUUUGAGCGGUGUGCCAAUGGGGGAUACAAUUGCAAGAAACAGUGCUCUCAAAGAAAAUGUCUUCAUGAUGGUUCUCUGCAUUGAGCUGAGAAUCCCUCUCUUUUUGGUUGGAAAACCUGGAAGCUCAAAAUCCCUGUCUAAAACUCUGGUGGCAGACGCAAUGCAAGGCCAAGCUUCUCAUUCUGACUUCUACAAAAUGUUUAAACAGAUCCAUUUGGUGUCCUUCCAGUGCAGCCCUCACUCAACACCAGAAGGCAUCAUUAAUACUUUUAAGCAAUGCGGACGCUUCCAGGAAGGAAAGAACUUGAAUGAGUACAUUUCAGUCGUGGUGCUUGAUGAGAUUGGGUUGGCGGAGGACUCUCCAAAGAUGCCACUGAAAACCCUUCAUCCCCUGCUAGAAGAGGGAUGCAUAGAUGAUGAAGCACUACCACACAAAAAGGUCGGAUUCAUUGGAAUCUCCAACUGGGCUUUAGACCCUGCGAAGAUGAACAGAGGCAUAUUUGUCUCCCGCGGUGAUCCUGAUGAAAAGGAGCUGAUUGAGAGUGCCAAAGGCAUAUGCAGAUCUGAUGCCAUGGUUUUGGAGAAGGUCAGGGACUUCUUCCAGCCCUUUGCAAGAUCUUACUUGAGCAUCUGUCACAAACAAACAAAACAACGCAAAGGAUUUUUUGGCCUACGUGACUACUACAGCUUGAUUAAGAUGAUUUUUGCAUUGGCAAAGGUUUCUCAUUGCAAACCUACUGCAGAGGAAACAAUGAAGGCAGUGUUGAGAAAUUUCAGUGGUAGGGAAGAUGUGAAUGCAGUUGCUGUCUUCACCAAGAGACUGAAGAUUGCACCGAACUUGGACAACAUCAGUGCUAUUGAGUUUGUGAGAGAAAACAUUCAAGCAGUUGGACAAGAUGAAGACUGUCGGUACCUGCUGGUGCUAACAAAAAACUAUGCAGCCCUCCAGAUCCUUCAGCAAACCUUCUUUUCAGAAAGUGGCCAGCCAGAGAUCAUCUUCGGAUCCAGUUUCCCAAAAGAUCAAGAAUACACCCAAAUCUGCCGCAACAUCAACAGAGUGAAGAUCUGCAUGGAGACGGGUCAAACAGUUGUGCUUCUUAACUUGCAGAACCUCUACGAAAGUCUGUACGAUGCUCUCAACCAAUACUAUGUCUGCUUGGGAGGACAGAAAUAUGUUGACCUUGGACUGGGGACCCACCGUGUGAAAUGCAGGGUGCACAAAGACUUCAGGCUAAUUGUCAUUGAGGAAAGAGAGGUGGUCUACAAACAGUUCCCCAUACCGCUCAUCAACAGGCUGGAGAAACACUACCUGGACAUCCAAACUGUGCUCAAAACUGAGCAGAAAAGGAUUGUGGAGGAAUUGGAGGGAUGGGUGAAACUUUUUGUGUCCCUUGGCAGUCAACGUGCAGCAACUGCUCAGACUUACAAGUACAAAGCACCGGACGUCUUCAUCGGGUACCACUCAGACACAUGUGCAUCUGUAGUGCUUCAAGUCAUCGAGAAGCAGAAGGACAGUAUGGAUAUCUCCGACCCUGAGAGGAAGAUUCUGGAAGAAGCCAAACUCGUCCUGCUCAAAUGUGCUACACCAGACUCAGUUGUACGACUGGACUGCACAGGCCUCCCCAAAGUGGAGAGUGACAAUCUGUCCAGGGUCUACUUUGAAGAGCAGAGUAACAGCUGUUUAGCCGACUUCAUUCUUGCUCACACAACACAGGAAGUCCAUUGCAGCUCCUCAUUCACAGAGGUGACAACUUUCUCCAGACUUCUGACAGCAUCUGACUUGGAACCACUGGGGCAAAUGUUGCAAAGUGUAGAGCUCCUCUCACUCCAGCAGUUUGACACGGAGCAAUCGUUCCUGAAGAAGAUCAGGAACUACCUCACAGCUGGCAGAAGAAGCAAUAACCCUGGACCCUGCAACAAGAUCCUCAUCAUUCAGUGCGACUUUGAAGUUUCUCAAAGUGCCAAUCUCAUUGCAUCAGCAAAGUAUUCAUCCAUAAAUGAGAUCAACAAGAUAACUCAGGAGAGCAUAGGCGGCAAGGUGUUUGUCUAUUUUAUCACCAGACUGCCAAGAAUGGAAGGAGGAAGUUCCUACAUUGGCUUUCAUGGAGGCCCCUGGACAUCAGCUCACAUCGAUGACCUCAGGCGGUCCAAAGACAUUGUUUCAGACAUCAAAGCCUUGCAAAAAAUGACAAUCAGUGAGAUGUUCGAAACAAAGAUGACUCUGCAUGAAGCCAUGGAGGUCGACGACAUGUACACUGAAAAUGAACACGAGGAAGCAGUUCAGGAAAAUGUGCAGUCAGAUGAAAAGUUUGGGGAUUGUGUUGUGGACACCACAGCGCUGCUGAGGAGCUGUGUGCAGAGUGCAGUAGGCAUGCUGAGGGACCAGGUGGACAUGGGCAGCCGCAGUACCCACAGAGUUGAGAUCCUGCUGACACUCCUCAGUGACAAUGAUGAAAUAAAAGGUGAAUUUCUACAAAUUGUGAAGAGGCAUCUUCACUCAUUGCUGUCGUCUCAUGAUGGCAACACCUUCUCAUCCAUGAAAAGCAACUGGGUCAUUAAGGAGGCAUCAAACAUAGACGCACUGCAAGAAGGAGGCACCUUCAGGAACACACUAUGGAAGCGUGUUCAGGCUGUGGUGGUUCCCCUCUUGGCCCAACUGGUUUCAGUCAUCGACCGAGACCAAAACUUGGAUAUCUUGCUUGACAGCAACUGUGGUGAAUCUGUCAAAAGACUGUGGUUAGAUAUCUUUGGGAAUGAUAAACUCUUGGAUAUCCCACAUUUAACACUGGACCACAACAAUGAGACAAAAACAAUCCUUGUACAAAACAACAUUGCCCAGGACCAGAUCAUGAGCUGCAGCAUGCCUUUCAGUUGGAGGAUCAAGAACUACCUAGAGCAGCUCUGGGUCCAUGCACUUCAACAUGAAGGCCAAACUCAGCUGGAGUUUGAUGAUUUCUUUUGGAAGACACCACUCGGGCGUUACAUUGAAAAAGCAGACCCAGAGAUGCAGAAGGAGUUUUUCCACCGCUAUAUUCAGGAUUUCAUCUCUAUGACAAUGAACCUGACUUGCAAGGACGAGCUGCAGAUACUGUGUGCUGCCUUGAAUUGUUGUGUCAAUGAGCUGCGAUUGCGGCUCAAUGCCACAGACACGGUGACGUCUCUUCCAUGGGUCCAUGCUGCUUAUCAUGAGUUCAAAAAGCGUCUACAGAACCUCACAAGAAUGAUCUGCAUAGAGCCUCUGGUGACACAGCAUCUCAUGCAGAUGCCAGAUACCAGAAGCGGGGAUGAACUGGUGUUCGAUGUGUACGCUGCUUUUGCAUGUGUGGAGUACUUGGAGCCCACAGACCUGAACACGGACGCCCAAAGACAAGCUUGGCUCAGACGGGUCAAAAAACUCCAAGUUCCCAUAGAGCUGAUCUGCUCAGAGGACAGUGUGAGACACUACGGAGAGCGUAGCAAAACAAUCGUCUGCAGAGUCCAAGCUGGAUGGAAUCGGAUAUUUUCUCUCUCUCUAUUUGUGGAGCACAUGCUGUUGGGAAUUGAAGAGAUCGAGAAAAAGCUCACACCUCUGGUUUUGGAGCACACACGAAGGCUUUGCCAGAUACUGGAGAAGAAUUCAGAUCUCAAAACCAGGCAGACAUUUGAGGCAGUGAUCACUUUGCUCAAAAGCUGCAAAGAUCAAGCGGUCAACUGUUUCUUCAGGUUUGGUCUUAUGCUGUGUCCAGUCUGUAUGGGAGACCCACAAAAUCCACUCUGCUUGCCAUGUGAACACAUGUACUGCCUGACAUGUAUUAAAAAGUGGUUGAUCCCAGGUCAGAUGUACUGUCCACUCUGCAUGCAGCAAGUUGAGGAAGCCUUUCCCUUGGUUCCUUCAGACGAAAUGAGGAUUCUAAUCAACCAACAUGCUCAGUUCAGGAAGCAGUGCAAUGCAUUCUUCAUUGAGCUGGUGUCCACUGUGUGCUUUAAGGACAACUCUCCCCCCUGUUCAGAUGUCAUUCUCCACUUGCUCUCCUUUCUCAUGGUGGAGGCCAGCCCUGUUCCCAUUCUCAGGGUUAAUCGUCAAAUCCUGACAAAGGUGCUUUCUCCAUUUGAUGACUCUGUGGAUAAAAAUCCAGUGAUCCGGUCAGUAGUGCUCAAACUCCUGCUGAAGUACAGCUUUGAAGAGGUGAAGAAAUACCUGCAGCAGCAUCUGGUGUCAGUCGAGCAGAGCAACUUCUUGGAGGAGUCGGAUAAAACUGAACUGUACUUGAUGUACAUAAACUGCCUCGAGGACUCUAUGUUUGAAAGGUUGCAGUUCAGGUCCACUGCAGACCAGCAUGUGUGUCUGCAGGAUGAAAGUUCCUUCCUGACCGACUACCUGCAGUCACAGGGUCAGUCUGCUGAAAAAGCCACUGUGGAGUACCUGCAGCAGGUGGCCAGAGUGCGUAUGGACCUGGAUUUGGCUGCCAGCCUCAUAGUGGAAAAACGGAGAGCCCCAGCAGAGGCUCAAGAGGGCGGUCAAAGUGGUACCACAGCCUUCCUGACCAGCGUGGUGAACUUGUGCAGACGCAGUGGAAACAGCUGGUAUUGUGUCUACUUGAUCCGUAAGAUCUGCAGCCAACAUGGUGUGGAGUUUGUCCUGAAACUCCUGAAAGUGGAUGAAAUGCGCUGGCUCUUCCCUGAAGAAGUUCUAGAAAAGAGUGAAGAAGCCACCCCAAUCGAUCAGUAUCUUGUGUGUGGAGAGGACUACAAGACAAUCAGAAACGCUGUUGCCAAAGUAGUCAUGGAAGGCAAAGUGGAUGGGCUGGACCAGACCUGUGAGGCGUGCAAAUGUUCUCCGAAGAGGAUAACAGCUAAUCUUCUGCUUGCGCUGUACAGAGAAGCCACCACUCUCUACAGAGACCCCAAUGUUAGCUUCCAUCCCAAGCCUGAGCUACUGAAGCCCCUGAUGGCCUACAUCAAGACCUCAAAGUUCCUUCCCAGCCCAGAGACCAAGAGGUUUGCCGAAGUUCUGGUGACCAACGAACUCAAGUCGCUGGUUGUUCCUCCCGGGACGUCUGGCGCCAGGUGUGCGUUGGUGGAAUUAACUAUUCACCUGGCUGUUGUGUUGGUAUGUGGAGGCCAGGGGAUCUUAGCACCUCUACAGCAACUGGCAACAGCACCUGCCAACAUGCAGGCUGCCUUCUUGCCUACAAUGCCUGAGGACAUGUUAGCAGUAGCUCAACAAGCCAUGGGACCGCUGCAGUGGUACCAUUGCCCUAAUGGUCACCCCUGCACCAUUGGAGAGUGCGGCCAGCCAAUGGAACAAGGUCGUUGUUUGGACUGUGGGGCUGUGAUUGGAGGAACGAAUCAUAUAGUGGUGCCGGGCUUUCAUGUCGUUAGGUUACAGGCGGACCGCACUCAGACAGGCCAUAUCUUGGGGGACCCAAAUCGCAGAGACAACCCAGCCAUGUUGGACACAAAGGGCCUCUCUCCUGUUCCCUUCACCAUUGUUCGCAUGCUCACUCAUGUGGCCAUGCUGCUCGGCACCUGCAGCCAUCUACAGUCUAUUUCUGCUAUCAUCAAGCCUCCAGUGCCUGACCCAGGUGCAUUUCUUCUCGCUCACCUGCAAAAGGACAUGGAGCAUCUUAUCAAAUCUCUGGGGAAGGGGACAGACGAUACAGUCAGCACCAUUCACCUGCUCAUCAGCAGCCUCCUGCAACAAGCAUGGCCUGUUCCUAACAACAACCUGCUCACAACCAAAGAAGUUAGAAAUGGAUGGGAGAUGGAAAUGAGCAAUACCAUCAUCUCACCGUGGCUGAAGAACUUGGAAAGACAGCUAAAGGAAGUGAACACAUUCAUCCGAGCUGACUCUCGAAUUUCCGCCAAUCCAAUCAUGAAGCUCAUGUUUGGCGAUCCUAGUCUUUUCUUGGCUUCACUUCCCAAAAAAUCACUGAUCCAUCGUUCUGCUGUGUGGAGCUGCAGGGAGAAAGUUUCUCUGCUGAGCCUCACCCACAUUGUGGAGCAGAACGGGGGCAAAGACACUCUGCCUGUGCUCUGGAGGUUUCUGCAUAAGGAGGCCGAGCUGCGACUGGUGAAGCACCUUCCUGAUAUCCUCACACUGCAGAGAGAUCUGGUCAAGACGUUUCAAAACGUCUCUGAGCUGACCUGCAGCACCAUAGCAGAAUUCCUCCACAGUCAGAAAGCAGUUUCCCUGAAAGCCUGGUACCAGAAAUACAUUGAAGUCUUCCUCACAACCUGGAAUCAGCUCAGAGUCUCUUUGGGGACAAACGGUGAAUAUUAUUUACCCGCUGAUCUCUGCGAGAAGGACCUGGAUCUCAACAGUGACUUUAAAGUGCUGUUACCACGGCGACAGGGCCCAGGCCUGUGCUCCACCGCUCUAGUCAGCUAUCUCAUCGCCCUGCACAAUGACCUGGUUUACUGUGUGGAUAAACACACUGGAGAGGAGACCAGUUACAAAGUGAGUCCAGCAGAUCUGACUGACCUGCAUGUGAUUCGGUAUGAGCUGGAGAGGGAUCUGAUGCCCCUGAUUCUGUCCAACACCCAGUACAGCAUUGAGAGAGGCCAGGAGACGCUUCAUGAGUAUGACUUACCCAAAAUCCAGCAGCAGAUUAUCUCUCGCUUCUUACUGGGCAAACCUCUCAUCACUCUCAACGGCAUUCCAACACUAGUGAACAGACAUGACCGUAACUAUGAAAUCAUCCUGAAGGAUGUGAAGGCAAAAGUCAAGCAAGAGCCUCUUCAGACUCUCACCCUGUUUGCAAUGGCGGGGGAGCUUCACUCAUACAGCGAGGUGUGUGAGGCCUUGUCCACUCUGGAAGUGGCCCUCGGUUUCCUCGCCAUGACCGGGGGAGAGCCUCUCAUGCAGCUGUCCUGCUACCUGGAGGAGGUGCUGCAGAUGGAGAACCAGAUGGCUCCACACAUAUUCAAGGCCUUGAGCAUGUGCUGUCUAAAACACUGUGUGGCUCUGUGGCAGCUGCUGAUCUCACUGAAAUCAGAAAAUAUGCUGCGACUCAAGAGGGAUCCAUUCGUGGGGGUCUCAGAGAAGUAUAAACAGGUCCUGGGUGAGGACGAGCACCGGCUGCUGACUGGCUUCUUCUCUAAGAACAGUGCCGACGCUUUCCUGCUGGAGAUGCACGAGUUCCUGGUUCUGGUCCUUCAAAAGCCCAAUGCACUUGAUACCUUCAGGCCGGACUGGAGCCUGAAAGACACACUAUUCUCCUACAUGGAGCGCAAAGACCUGGACAUCCCGCGAGAUGUGGAGGAGCUGUUUCCAGUAGAGAUCCUCCUGUGUCACUACGUAGAAGCCUGGAAGUUCAUUGUGGCCUUCAAGCAGGAGCGUGGACAGAGGCAGUGAGACACUCAGAAGGGUUGUUUUCUUUAUCACUUCUUUAUUUGAUGUACUCAAAUACCUCAGAUGAAGUUUACAAUCAUGAUAAAUCCACAGUAUUGUUGUUGUUCGGCUGUGGGGUUGAAUAUUUAUGCAGAAGACAAAUGCCUUUUUAAAGAGCACUGUUGUGAAGUGUCAUUGUGCCACAGAUCAAGUGUUCUCCUCUACAGUUGACCGUUUAAAAUGUAUCCUCAAUUUUUUUUCUGCACUUGUUUUAUAUUCUCUUCCAUUUUCUGAAGCAUCAACAUGCACAGGGUUUCCCUACAGAUGCACGUUCUCUCGUUGACACUUUACUUGAAAUGUGAAUUUGCCUGUCCCAGAGAGGCAAAAUAAAAAAGAAUCUGAAUUCUUCUCAGGUACCAAAUGUUGAAUCAUCUGGGGGCUUAAAGCCACACUUAACUCACAUUAUAUAAUGUGUCAUUUCCAUUCAUGAAUAAUUAUGUUGAUGUGUCAUAUCUGUGUCAAAGAUGUACUUUUCUUUCUUCUACUCUUCAAAUUCACUGUCUUUAAAAAUAUAUACAUUUUUCCUUAAAACAACUGUACACACUUUACAUUCCAGUUGUGACAUUUUCAUUUAUUUUCUCUCAGAUUGCAUCAUACUCCGCCUUUUUUUUAAUUUUUCCCAGAAGUUUGUUAUAUUCCUCGUUUGCUUGAUAAAACAAACUCCUUCAAAUAAAGCAGACAUUUCCUAUGUUA
Messenger RNA from Labrus bergylta (ballan wrasse), 16485 nucleotides. The record is from RefSeq and is a predicted model, not a curated record. Lineage: Eukaryota; Metazoa; Chordata; Actinopteri; Labriformes; Labridae.